AUGCCUUUCGAUCGCCCACAAGUUUAGCCCCACCAUGAGCCUGCCCCUCCACCAAGAAUUGGUUCACUACUUACUCUAGCUUCUCCCUACCAAUUGAGUUUCUAUUUAUUCGAAAUCGCUCUCUCGAGCCUUCACCCUUCUGUUUCUAUCAUAUAUCUUGUCGACCACCAAUCAUGGCCAAGUUUGACCAAAAGGCUGUCCUGAUCGUCAUUGACGGCUGGGGCGUGGCUACGGAGAAGUCGCGCAAGGACGGCGAUGCUAUUCUUGCUGCAGACACACCAUGCAUGGACGAAUUCGCGAAAGAGAGCUCCAAGACUGCCCAGGGCUACACUGAGCUCGAGGCUUCGUCUCUGGCUGUAGGUCUCCCGGAAGGCUUGAUGGGCAACAGUGAGGUCGGUCACUUGAACAUUGGCGCCGGCAGAGUCGUAUGGCAAGAUUCGGUUCGCAUUGGUCAGACUAUCAAGAACGAAAAACUAAAGGACGUCGUCAAUGUCAAGAAGUCUUUCCAGCGCGCCAUCGACGGAAACGGCAGGCUACACCUGCUGGGUCUGGUCUCUGACGGCGGCGUCCACUCACAUAUCGACCACCUGGUAGCUCUUCUCAAGGUCGCGAAGCAGCAGGGUGUCCCCGAGGUUUUCAUCCACUUCUUCGGCGAUGGCAGAGAUACCGACCCCAAGUCUUCUGUUGGAUACAUGCAGGACUUGUUGAAGGCCACCAAGGAGAUUGGACUGGGUGAAAUUGCGACCGUAGUUGGGCGAUACUUCAUCAUGGAUCGCGACAAGAGGUGGGACCGCGUCGAGAUCGGUAUGAAGGGUCUGGUGACUGGAGAGGGCGAGGACAGCAGCGACCCAGUAGCCACCAUCAAGGAGAGGUACGAGAAGGGAGAGAAUGACGAGUUCUUGAAGCCUAUCAUUGUGGGUGGAAAGGAGCGAAGAGUGCAGGAUGGCGACACUCUGUUCUUCUUCAACUACCGCUCCGAUCGGGUGCGCGAGAUUACCCAGCUCAUGGGCGAUGUCGACCGCUCGCCUAAUGCCGACUUCCCAUACCCCAAAGACAUCCACGUCACGACCAUGACCUCGUACAACCCCAAAUACACCUUCCCUGUCGCGUUUCCGCCCCAGAAGAUGAACGAUGUUCUCGCAGAAACGCUCGGGAAGCAGGGUGUGAAGCAGUGCCACGUCGCCGAGACAGAGAAGUACGCUCACGUCACUUUCUUCUUUAACGGUGGUGUUGAGAAGCAGUUCGAGAACGAAGAGCGUGAGAUGGUGCCGUCACCCAAGGUUGCCACCUAUGAUUUACAACCUACCAUGAGUGCCAUGGCUGUUGCGGACAAGCUGAUUGAGCUGAUCAAGGCGGGCAAAUUUGAGUUUCUGAUGAACAACUUUGCACCACCAGACAUGGUCGGCCACACUGGUGUGUACAAGGCCGCCAUCGAGGCCUGCACGGAGACCGACAAAGCCAUCAAGAGGGUUUACGACCAAUGCAAGGAGAGCGGAUACGUUCUGUUCGUCACUGCUGAUCACGGAAACGCAGAAGAGAUGCUCACAGAAGAGGGCACGCCCAAGACAUCACACACAACCAACAAGGUUCCCUUCGUCAUGGCUAAUGCCCCCGAAUCCUGGAGCUUGAAGAAGACUGACGGCGUGCUUGGUGAUGUCGCACCAACAAUCCUUGCCUGCAUGGGUCUCUCGCAACCCGAGGACAUGGAUGGCCACAGCCUGCUCGUCAAGUCUUAGACCUCUGACCUCAUCCUCUUCCCGUAUCUGGCUUCGGCCAUAUGUUCGAUUUCUUGAUGCGUUGGUUCUGACCAAACGUCUUGGUGUAGAUUUGUAGAAUUAUGUAGAUGAUCGAAACGAUCAAUGAAGAAAUGCAAGCUUAUCAUGCG
Dothidotthia symphoricarpi CBS 119687 is the source of this 1885-nucleotide messenger RNA. RefSeq lists its product as uncharacterized. Gene Ontology annotation, molecular function: manganese ion binding. Gene Ontology annotation, cellular component: cytoplasm. The transcript has 3 exons. Gene Ontology annotation, biological process: glucose catabolic process. The record is from RefSeq and is a predicted model, not a curated record. NCBI's taxonomy places the organism in Eukaryota, Fungi, Ascomycota, Dothideomycetes, Pleosporales, Dothidotthiaceae. Bases 174 to 1736 code for a protein of 520 amino acids.